Branchiostoma floridae (Florida lancelet) is the source of this 2424-nucleotide messenger RNA. RefSeq names its product golgin subfamily A member 3-like. The record is from RefSeq and is a predicted model, not a curated record. Bases 23 to 1606 code for a protein of 527 amino acids. NCBI's taxonomy places the organism in Eukaryota, Metazoa, Chordata, Leptocardii, Amphioxiformes, Branchiostomatidae. The transcript is spliced from 13 exons.
AGGUGAAAGGCUGUUACCCACAAUGCCCCCGGCGGGUUGCCCUGCCAACAGCGUCACUUCCGCGUCCCUGCCAGCUGAGCUGUCCCGUUUGGGAAUCUCCAGAAAAACUCCGGAAUUUUGCAAGUUUGGCGAGAAAUUCGUAGCCGCAAUGACGUCAAAAUCAGCCGCCCGUCUCGCCAAACUACACCCGGAAAUCAAGCCGGUCGAAAAUGUCUCCUGGGAGGGAAGCCUGCGGAGGUCGAGCAGUGGGAGUAAGCUGAACAAGAGCGGCUCCAACCUGGCACCUGCCUUCAGUAAGAGUCUGCGGUCUUCGACCUCUGACCUGGGGAAUAUCGAGGCGGAGUACAUCAAGAACCUGCAGCAGCAGGUGUACUUCCUGGAGCUGGAGGCCAACUUCUUGCGGGACCAGGCCAAAAAAGCAACAGACAUCCACCCACGCAUGACGGCGGAAGCAGAGCGGAUGUUGCGGAAGCUGCGUGACCUCCAGUCGGAGGUGGACGGAAUGUCGCUGGAGAUCCGUCGGAAAGAGUCGCAUCUUGACAUGCUCUCCACGGAGAAGAGCAGGGUCGAGUCAAAACUCAUGACCACUGAAGAUGCGUACUCCAGGGAGAAGCGUCUCCUAAUGGAUGAGAUUGUUUCCCUGAGGAAGUUGAAGGAAGUGGCCGACCGAGACAUCACCAUCAAGGAUCGAGACAUCCUCCAGCUGAGAGAGCACCUGACUCAGGCACAGGUGGACUAUAACAAUGCCAACCACAAGAUUAAGAUUCUACAGACACAGUUGGACCAGAGAGCCACGGACCACAAGGUGACCCAGAUCCACCUCGAGGAAAAGCGAGCCGACCUGCUGAAGACACAAUCGGCGCUCUCUGCCGCAGAAGACCGGUACUACACCAGCACUGCAGCUAUGGCUGAGGCUGCUACCAAAGAUCUUAGGGAGGAGACUCGUCUCUUGCGAAUAAAGUUGAAGGACAGCGAGAUGGCUUCUGACCAAGACCGCUUCCUCAGGAAUAAGAUGUCUGAUGACCUGGCGAGGGUAACCAAAGAGAAUGCUUUCCUGGGCCAGCAGGUAGCCGAGCUGAACAGACAACUGGACAGGGAGCGUAACAUCCGAGAAGACAAGGAAACCCGCGAAGCCUCCAAGACGAUGGAGGUGAUGUCGCUUCAGGACAACGAGCGGCAGCUCAAGUUCGAGAUCGAGACUCUCCGCAACCAGCUGGAGGAGGAGAGGGCAAAGGUCAGGAACUACAUGGACCAGGUUCGUGUCCAAGAAGAAUUGGGUACGUCUGUGAGACUGGAAGGCGCUACAGCUAAGAGCCAGCUACGAGAGUUGGAAGGCAUCCACACGUCCACCAAUGUGGAGAACUCUCAGCUGCGGCGCGACAAGGCUCUGCUGGUGGACCACGUGGCAGAGCUACAGAAACAGAUCGCCCUGAAGGAGGAUGAGAUCCUGAGGUUGCGGAACCACAUCCACACCCUCCAGGGCGACGUGGACCGCGUACGUUCCGCCACACUGCUGGAGAGUUCCAUCCAGGCACAGAAGUGGGACGAACUCUCGCGACUCACGCGCAGUCUCAGCGCUCGCUCACUCAGCCCGGACAGAUACUAAUAAUGUUUUAUACUGGCCAUCACAUCAGGCUACUCAGAUACCCCCAUUCAUAGCCCCAAACUUUUGGGUGAGCAAACAAAAAGGUUGCCUUUCUAGUGCAGUUUGUUUUGUAGGGUAUAGUGGACUUAUUCCUCGAAAAGCUACGUGCACGACAGUGGUCCCUCAGUAAGACAUCUGGUGUCGCAUAGUUCUGAAGUUUUAAAUGGGGAUUAGCUCCACAUGUCUUACCUAGAAACAACUGCUGUGCAAAAGAUGUUGGAAGCUUGAGAAAUAAGUCCACCACUGUACUUGAGACCACAUCCACAUCCUCCAGGGUAAUGUGGAUCGCGUAUGUUCAGCCACACUGCUCGAAAGCUCCAUCCAGGCCCAGAAGUGGGACGAACUCUCGCGACUCACGCAAAGCCUCAGCGCUCGCUCACUCAGUCCCGACAGAUACUAAAUACAGUUAAGGGGGUUCACACGUGUGCAUAUAUUCAAGUCUGUUUGAGGUCCAUAGAGUUCGUAGCCUAAGCAGGUCGUUAGAAGAAUAGUAGAAAUUGGACAAAUAUAGAUGCAUAACAUGCCAGUGGAGUUAGCUGGUCGAGAAGUAUGGUUAGCGACCCAGCUAACUUGUCUGACAUGUUAUCUGUCUACGUUUGUCCAAUUUCUAUUAUUUUUCCAGCAUUUAUGCAUUCUUUUUAAUCAUUGAGUACUAUAGUUUAAAGAAGCAAGUCACAAACAUGUAACUUUUUAGCUGUCUCGACAGUUGGUAAUGGUAUUCACUGUGCCUUGCAUGGGUACAACUUGUACUAUCAGUCACCUCAGAACUCAGUCACUAA